Messenger RNA from Symbiodinium sp. CCMP2592, 2961 nucleotides. The record is from the annotation of a GenBank genome assembly. NCBI's taxonomy places the organism in Eukaryota, Dinophyceae, Suessiales, Symbiodiniaceae.
AUGCUCCUGGAUGGGGUCCUUGACUUUGACCUCGGGGAGCUAGGAGAGAGCGACGACGAAGGACUCCCCACGGGGAAGGACGAUGCCAACGACUGGUCGAAUAUGACGGUCCUCAACAAGAAGCCCCAGAUUGCCCAACUCGGGAAGGUGUACAUGGAGGCCAUCCUGUCCCUCAAGUCCGCUUUGGGAACUUUCGCCAGAGUGCACUGUAACCCGGAAAGGCUGCCUCCGGGCGACGAGUCCACCUCUUCUGGGGACAGGGCGGCACGGCACGGUGACAUCAUCCCGAUCCAUCCUGGGCUGAUCCUUCCUUCGCCUCGGGGGGUCACCAAGGAGAAUGUGCAUUGGGUUCGGGCCAUCGUGACCGUCCUGAACUACCUUUACUGUGCUGCCUGGGCGAGUCCAGUCUGCGUCCCGAUGCCACGGGUGUUGGGCAACGCACAACUGCGGGUGAUUGGGAAGAUUGCCGCGCAAGUUGACCGCCUCCUCGCUCGAGGCGGAACGGUCGGACCGGCCCCUGAGGCUGUGAAAAAGCUUAAGGCAAAGAAGUUCGACUACAACGGCCAGCCCAUCGACCAUAUGCUCGACUUGGAAGCAGACAAGGUGAUCAAGGCAUGGCCCUCCCCCGGGUCUGCUGCCGUUGUGAGCCUCGAAGAGUGUCUGCCUCCGGAUCUGAGGCAGGCGAUCCAAAAUCCUGCCGACUACCUCCUCCCGGAGACGGAGCUUCCGGAGCGACACCGAGGGUCGAGGGUCAGGGCGUCGGACCAGGAAUGGUUCAAGAUUGUCAAGGCCGGUUACGACCGAGGCAUGUUCACUGCGGUGAAGGAUGAGGACGUCCCUGUGGACCGGCGGGGCUUCCUUAUCACAAACGGGCCCGGAGGUGUUGCCAAGAACAAGGUCCAGGAUGGAGUGACGGUGGAGAUGCAGCGCUUUAUCUCGAUUUUGUGCCCGACGAACGAGGCGAUGCGCCUCCUUCCGGGGGCCCAGGAUUCGCUCCCUUAUGUGGGGCAGCUCACCGCCAUCCUGGCCGAGAAGGACUCGUAUCUGACUCUGGACAGCGAGGACCUGCACUCCGCUUUCAACUUGUUCAGGAUGCCCCCUGCUUGGGCACCAUACUUCAGUUUUGCAAAGAAGGUCCGAGGCGAUGCCUUGGGACUUUCGGCAAGGAUUGAGGUGCGACCAGGCCUCACGGUGGUCCCAAUGGGCUGGACAUCGGCAGUCACCCUCAUCCAAGCAGCAGCAGCGAUCCGACACAUCUCGUAUGAGAUCGCCAGGGUCCCGUCAUUUGGGGACGUGAGCAAGGACAGGCCCCUUCCUUCAGAGGGCCCCCUCACGGUGCUCUAUCUCGACAAUUUUGAUGAGCUGAGGUACCUCAAGAAGGAGAUCGCCGAGGCCGAAGCCGGCCAGCCCUCAGAGAACCACUUGAAGUUUAUCACCGCGUGCGAAAUGCUUGGGCUUCCAAGGAACCUGGGGAAGCAACUGAGCGGAGCCCUUCAGGGUACCCUCCAAGGAGGAGAAAUUCUGGGAAAAGAGAAUGUGCUACGGCACGCUUAUGAUAAAACGGUCGAGCUCAUGGAGCUCGGUUUGGGGCUCAUGUCAAUGGAGUUGGUGGAUGAGUUCUGCCUCCGCCACUGGUGUGGUAAGGCCGCCUUCGCGGUUUAUGCCACAAUGGACUGGGCAAAGCAAGGAACCCAAGUUAUCCUGCCGGGCCCCGUCCUUGACGAGGUCCUCUGCAUGAGCCUGCUCCUCCCCCUGGCCGAGACGGACCUUUCGUCACCGAUCUCACCGGAGAUCUCCUGCACUGAUGCUUCGCCGACCGGGGGAGGCUGUUCGGUGGCAAAGGCCUUCAAGGAAAAAUCGUUGCUGCUGCCCCUUCCUUUGGAGGACCCGGGCACUUGCGCUGGUUGCGGCGCGUUGCUCGACCAACCGGCCUGGCGGACGUAUCGCUGCCCGAGGAAGUGCGGACUCAGGUGCUGCACCCUUCGGUGCACCCGCAAGCACAACGAAGAGUGCUGCCGCCGGUGGUGGCAUGUUCCCAAGUUCGGGGACAGAUUCGCAGGGAAGAACUUCCCAAUGUCGAAGGCAGCGGGCUUAAAGGGCAUUGAGGUCCAGCUCCCCUUGGAUUAUCAGAUCGAGGGCGACCGGUGGGACUUCAAAACGGAGCCGGGCAAGGAGCGACUGGACGAUUUGGAAGCCGAUGGGGACCUCAUGUGGACCCAUUGGUCCCCGGAUCGCCACACCUUCUCCAAGCAGCGCGGCCAAGGCUUCUGGAACGACCGUUGGGAAUGGGAGCGAGGCCUACCUGCUUUGCGCAACAGAGAUCACCCAGAAGGUUUCAACAACCUGCGGCGCCCAGACCUAGUGAUGGUUCGCCAGGCCAAUGCCAUGGCGAAGCGGGCUGUGAAAGGCCUCCUUGAAGCCCACCGAAGGGGGCGGUUCGCCUCGCUUGAGCACCCUUGGGCGUCCUACAUAUGGAAUCUCCCGGAAAUGGAGCCCCUCUACGGAGGAGAUUGGUUGUGGUCCACGUUCUCCCUAUGUUGCCACGGAGGAGAACGAGAAGAGUGGUUGACGGUGGUUCACAACUCACCGUCGCUACAUGCGGUGUUGCACAAGCCUACGUGUGAUGGCCACUCCGGGACCAUCUUGGGCUAUGACUACAUCGACAUCGAGAACCAGGAUGAGUACCCAUGGGCCUUUUGCCUGGUCUUCAUGGAAGGAGUGCAUGAUGAGCUGAGCGCUCGGUACUCGGAGCCCUUUGGCUGCCGGGCAAUGACCCUGGAAUCGCUCAUGCACCACCAGCUCAAAGGAGCGACCAGGGGACUUCAAGACGGAGCCGCCGUGGAUUGGGCUGUGACUCAAACGGUGCAAUUCUUGGACACCAUGGAUGCCGGGAAUGAAGCUCAGCACCUGGCCUGGCUCUUGAGGCACACGUACCACACACAGGGUGCGAUGUGCGAGUGA